Messenger RNA from Trypanosoma grayi, 2460 nucleotides. RefSeq lists its product as hypothetical. The record is from RefSeq and is a predicted model, not a curated record. Lineage: Eukaryota; Euglenozoa; Kinetoplastea; Trypanosomatida; Trypanosomatidae. The coding region runs from base 1 to 2460 and encodes 819 amino acids. The transcript has a single exon.
AUGCAUGUCAUCGGAAGUGCUGCAGCAGCCCCUCCUAGCUUUAAGGGCGAGAGUGUCAUCGCAAUUGGGGAUUUCUCGCCAGCGCCGUUGUCCGAUGUCGCGAGCGCCGCAUCAUCCGGAUCUUUCAACCCCGAAGAGGUCACGUGGUGCGCGUAUCCACGAGACAACGGCCGUCCCUCGCCCUCCCGGCCACCGCCGCUGCCGCCAACCUCCUCCGCUGCGUCAACGGUGAGCGGUACCUGCGACGCAACUGACGUGGAUGCUGCGGCACUGCAAGACACCACUGCUCUGUCGGAUCUUAGCGUGGAGAUACAGAAGGUAGAGGCACGGCUGGCGGCCAUACGAGAGGAGGAAGCGCGGCUUCAGCCGAAGCGGGCAGCGCCCACUGCGCCCGCACGCAGUAGUGGCAGGUAUUCUUCUGUGUUGAACCUUCACUCUGUGAAUGUAGAGUCUCGCGGAGAGUCCACGACAGUCGUAACGAGCGACAACAGCAGCUCUCAAAUCGGCCGUCGCGGUGACGCUGGAGUGGCCUUGACAACGCUGGCUAACGCUGCGCACGGUUGCCCUUCCCACAUCAGGACGGCAAAUCUUUUGAGUCCCCCGAAGCGCCGAAGCGGUCGGGCACAUAGAACCAAUAUUACUCAGAAGGACAUGCCUGAUCCGACUGCUGUUUUGUCCAGCGAGACGGAGUGCGUGCCGACAGUACCCACAGACAGAACACGCGAGCUGCCGAUGGAGGCGGUGAUGCCUUCGGCGCCACCAAGUGGGGUUGUCUUUUCACUGACAGCGUUCCUUCGACCUCUCCGUACGGUUGACAUUGAAAUUGCAGCAGGUGUGUAUGAGAAGCUCGAUAUAUUCGUGGGUGAGGACAUGUCGGAUGUCGCGAGGCGCUUUAUUGCAAAGCACAAACUUGACCCAGAGCGUGCAUUCAAGCCGCUUCACACGUUCCUCUUGUCACUGAUAGUGAAAGACAAGAGCGAAGAACAUGUUGCACCUUGUGAUAAGGUCACAGCUUCACCGCGAGGCCACGGCACUAUGCUUAUCAAAAGUACCUCAGCAGGAGGCAAUUGGCAGGUGCAGCCUGUUGCUCUAGAAGCACCACAGCGUAAAUCCGCAGCCGAGACAAAUGACAAUAGAUGCUCUGCGUUGGGCCGGCGCACAGUCGCACAUGUGCCACAACAGUCUGCCAGGGGAAACCCUAAUAGAAAGGUGCAGCGGCUGAAUGCUGCACAUGAUGAUCACUCGGGAGUCAACAAGAUGCUGGAGUACUCUGCAGAAAAGAGUCGUCCGAAGUGUUCUGCUAGAUCAAUCAAGGAUUCUAUCCAUCACCAGCAUACACAAGGAAAAGCGACCACUGUGGAUGCCGGUGGCUGUAAUAAUGCCCCUAUCGUCAAGUGCGGCAGCAGGUCUCAGAAUUCUCGUCGCGUAGAUCCUGUUGCGAUGGGUGACGUGGUAAAAGAUGCAAGGACACUCACAUCUUCAUGCAAGAACACUAAUCAUCCUAAGGUAGUGGCUGUGGAAGCGGAGAAUGUUAAACCAACAGUGACACGAACACGUAGUGUACCGCGGUCACAACCUUCAUGUCGGUUAAGUGAGAGGACAACUCGAUGCAGGUCAGCUGAGUUGCGUCGCACAGCCAGUAGUACAAGGACCCACCGUCAUUCCCUCCAAGAGGAGGAACCUGUGCCAACCUUCAAGCCAUGUCUUGCACCGCGCAGUGAACUAUUGGCUGCGCAAGAUGCAAAACGUCAGCAGGGGCCCGCCUAUGCGCGUCUCUACGCUCGCACAACAAAUUUGUCCACAGCACCUGCAAUUUCGGCAGUGGCAGCGGAGUGCACUGGUAAGCCGCGAAUCCUUCCUCAUAAGCGACCAGCUUCGUUGCAGGAACCUGUGGGAGAGCGUCUGUACGAGCAGGCUAUCGAACAGAAACAACGACUUCAAGAGAAGCGAUUGAAAGAGAAGGAGCAAAGAGAGGAGGAGGAAAGGCGCUCUCUUAUGGCUGCACCACAGAUAAACAAGGAGCGGAGGUGGCGACGCCUGCGGGAUGGAGAUAAUCCACAAGCGCACUCUGCAACUGCUGCAUCGCCGUCACUACUAAAACGGCAACAGAAUCCCCCGACUGUGAAAACGCGUGAAGAAAGAGAAUUUGAGGCGUGUACUUUCGCUCCUGUCGUCAAUCCGGCAUCUAUUCGAAUGUUUAACAUGGUUGUUCAGGGACAGAAUUCGGAGGAACAUCAAGUGAACAAGGGGAAUGUGGGGGGAAAGGAGAAGGGGCAGGCGCCCAGUGCUCGUAGUCGGACGCUCAGCAAUGAGGGUUCUCGAGAUGUGGCCUCUGUUGAAGACCGCUUGCUGCUCCUUGAACAGAAACGACGGAAGCGGCUGGAUGAAGAGAGACGCUUUCGAGAAACAGUCGAUGCGGCGACGGGCCGUCCACUUUUCCAGCCAUUUCUUGGGCGAUAG